UAAAGGAUCUCUCUCUCUCGCUACCUCCAGCACACACACUCACGCCCGCGUGCACGCACGCUCUGCGUACGUCUCCACUUUGCUGUAGUAAAUUACGGCAUUGAUCUUAACGGCGAGUGCGGAUCUGUCUCUUGUGUUCGCCCUUUCUUCGACGGACCGGCUUGGAGAAACGCUCGACAGAGAAGUAACUCCUCUCACCCUGCGUGUGUCUGUGAGGACUCCUGGACAUGUCCGUUUAGCCCCCCUGCGUGAUGCCUGAUCAUGACAGCACCACCCUCCUAACCAGACAGACCAAGCGCCGACGUGUCGACAUUGGGGUGAAAAGGACUGUGGGUAGCGGGAUAUUCAGCCGCGCCAGGGAGACCCUUCUCGACAGCAUGAAUCAAUCGCACGGCAUCGAUCAGGACGGAGACUGCUCAUUGGCCAGUCAUGGCCAUGGGGGUACAGACGGAGAAAAGUCGAAUGUUUUGAGGAAGUUGCUGAAGAGGGCCAACUCGUACGAAGAUGCCAUAAUGCCUUUCCCCGGCGCUACUAUCAUCUCUCAGCUACUGAAAAAUAACAUGGGAAAGAAUGGAGGCAGUGACUCAGGCUUCCAGGUAUACGCAAAUAUACAGGGGAGUGGAGCUCUGUCCAGUGGAGGCUCAGAGAUUCAGGCCGAGGACGCCUGCAGCAACUCAUCCCGUGACAGGGACAGCCCCUCUGACUGCCUCUCUCCUGGGCCUCCUCUUCCACCUCCACCUUCCUCAUCCUCUUUCGGGCGGCCACCACCUCCUUCGAACCAUAACCCCCACAUUCCACCUCAGCCCCUCUCCCUCUCCUCCUUUGACUUGGACAGGCUUUCAGAUGAGCACCUUCGUGCCAAGCGUGCCCGCGUGGAAAACAUCAUCCGCGGCAUGAGUCAUUCACCACUGGUCCGGCCCAACGCCGGUGACCACAACCAAGAAAGCAACCGCGAUAACGAGAACAGCAGCAACAGCAGUAAUGACCACAGAGUAGACGGCAACAGCCACGGUAUCAGCAGCCAUGACCACAGGCGGAGCGAUGGCCCUUCUUCCCUUCUGAGCUCUCCGGGUUCGCGGGGCGGCGUGGUUGGCGUUGGUGAGGUUUACAGGGAGAAUAAGAGGAAGCAGCGCCUGCCACAGCAGCAACACAGCUUCACCCAGCUGGUGUGUUCCAGGCAGGAACAGAGACAAGAAGAGCGGCGGCAGCUCAAACUGCAACUGGAGGACAUGCAGAAACAGCUGCGUCAACUUCAGGAAAAGUUUUACCAGAUCUACGACUCAGAGACAGAAGAAGAGGAAGAGAACGGUGAGAGCGCAGAGGCUGACCGAGGUAGAGAAAGAGAGGAGGAUGGCAACUUGUCAGAGGACAGUAUCCGCUCUGAUGGCUUGGAGGAGAGGCAUAGAGACAGAGGGCGGCAUAGCCACAACGACCUGUCUGACCUGGACCCAGGCCUGUUCCUGGACCGGGCCCGAGCACUCCUCCGAGAACAGGCCCUGAUAGAUGGAGAAAUGGAGGAGGAUGUGGAUGGCAGGGAGGAGGAGGGGAGGAAUGGAGAAAGAGUGACGAAGAGAAGAGGUGGAGCAGCAGGAGGAGGGGGAGGAGGAGGAAGGCAGUUAGCAGAGACACUGAAGCAGGAGCUGAACUGUGCCGUGUCGCAGGUCGUCGACACCGUUGUCAAAGGCUUCUCCUCACCCAAGCAGGCCAUCAGUCACCAUCACAGCUGUCACAGCAGCACACCGGCUGCACCCUCAUCUUCCUCUAAUUCGUCCUCUUCAUGUCCUCCGCCUUUUGGUCCCCUUCCCUCCCUCACCCCAGAGUCACGCUUUGGUGGUGGCGCUCUGGCCCUCAGUCUGAACGGCGACGGCAGUCCCACACCUAACUACCACUCAUCCAACCAGAGGCUGCACUGCUUUGGCGAUGUAAUCGUCCCAAGCCCGCUGGAUUCCUUCGGUGGUUUGAGUGGCAGACUGAGUGGUGUGCCAACUCCCAACGACCAGACAGAGGCGCUGCCUCUGGUGGUGCGCAAGAGCAGUGGAGGAGGUGGAGGAGAGAACAACAACCUCUCUUCCUCUCUUCCUCCUCCUCCUCCUCACCAUCCCUCCCUCCACCCCUCUCCCCUCACAGCUUCACUUGGGUUUAGCCCUCCAUCCUUUCGCCACCCAUUUCCUCUUCCCCUUAUGGGUUACACCUUUCAGAACCCCCUGGGGUCACACGGGGUUGGAGCUGGCUACCCUCCAGGGCCGAAAGACCACCACCGGUCCUCCCCCGAUUCCAUGGACAUGACCCGGGAAACUGUCAGCCUCAGAACCAAAAUGGCAUCUCUUGGAGGAGGCCAUCUCAGUCACCACCACCACCACCACCACCACAGGCAGAGCUCACCAAGCCAACAUGGACCGGAGGGUCUCUCCCUGUCCCUAAUCAAGUCUGAGUGUGGGGACCUGCAAGACAUGUCCGACAUUUCGCCCUACUCCAGCAGCACUAUUCAGGAGGGCUUGUCUCCCAACCACCUGAAGAAGGCCAAGCUGAUGUUCUUCUAUACACGCUACCCUUCCUCCAACAUGCUCAAAAUGUUCUUCUCCGACGUGAAGUUCAAUCGAUGCAUAACCUCCCAGCUGAUCAAGUGGUUCAGCAACUUCAGGGAGUUCUACUACAUCCAGAUGGAGAAGUUCGCCCGGCAGUCCAUCAACGAGGGUGUGACCGCCGCAGAGGAGCUGGUGGUCGGCCGCGAUGCCGAGCUCUUCAGGGCGCUCAACAUGCACUACAACAAGGCCAACGACUUUGAGGUUCCUGAGCGAUUUCUGGAGGUGGCCCAGGUGACUCUUCGCGAGUUCUUCAAUGCCAUCGUGGCAGGAAAGGAUGCAGACCCAUCCUGGAAGAAGGCCAUCUACAAGGUGAUCUGCAAACUGGACAGCGAGGUUCCUGAGGUCUUCAAAUCCCCCAACUGUCUACAAGAACUCCUCCACGACUGACUAGGACGAGAGAGGAAACUUGGCAAGCAAGACAAACCUCCAAGGACCGUGAGAAGGCCAUAAGAAAACGCAGAAUUAGACUAGGUUGAGGUCUUUAGUGAAAUGCGUUUGGAGGUCUUCAUAACACGAUGUAGAGACUUGAAGUGAUUCUACUUGGAGGCUUCCAGAGAGCUUUGUUGGUGGAUGCUUUUGCUCAGCCCUUCUUUCAAAGACAAAACUGCCCUUAAAAUGUUUUAUAAAGAAAAAAAAUAUUCCUCUUCCAUGGGGGAGAGGGCUCGGACUCAUGAGUCAGAUGACACUCAAAUUAGCUAAUUAUGUUGAGACUUUUAACAAUUAGAAGCAAAACGGUGAAAAUUGAACCUCCUUGCACUUACAGAAAAAGUACUUCUUGACGAAAACCCCCUCUCCUCUUUCUCCUCCACCUCGUCCACUAUUCAUCCUUCUCUGGAGGAACAAUGGGAUGAGGAAGAUGAUGGAUCAAUAUUCAGCCCAUACCUUGGGGAGUGAACUAAAAAUAAAGAAGAUAAUAUAUAAAAAUC
This is a messenger RNA of Micropterus salmoides (largemouth bass), 3511 nucleotides long. It is a transcript of the gene prox1a, whose product is annotated as prospero homeobox 1a. Gene Ontology annotation, molecular function: DNA-binding transcription factor activity, RNA polymerase II-specific; RNA polymerase II cis-regulatory region sequence-specific DNA binding. The record is from RefSeq and is a predicted model, not a curated record. The transcript is spliced from 7 exons. Bases 252 to 2972 code for a protein of 906 amino acids. NCBI's taxonomy places the organism in Eukaryota, Metazoa, Chordata, Actinopteri, Centrarchiformes, Centrarchidae. Gene Ontology annotation, biological process: regulation of transcription by RNA polymerase II. Gene Ontology annotation, cellular component: nucleus.